Molecule: messenger RNA, 492 nt
Organism: Rodentolepis nana
Lineage: Eukaryota; Metazoa; Platyhelminthes; Cestoda; Cyclophyllidea; Hymenolepididae
Source: the annotation of a GenBank genome assembly
AUGCCAACAGCGAGAAGAGCCUGUGCUGCUAUAAACAUCCCCAAUGUUGGAAUUCUAGUAGUCGGUGGGUCAAAAAAAAUAAGUUUAGAUUCUGAGGGCCUAUCAACAUGUGAACUUCUAAUCAAGAAGGGAAUUGAUUGGAAAUGGGAGCAAUACACCUCCAUGCAGCAUUCCCGAGUUUUCGCUAGGGGAGUGUAUCACAAUGAAAGAGCCUAUGUGAUCAGUUUAAAUGACUUCUCCGUUGAUAUGCUCACCAUUCAGCCUGGGGCUCACGGGCAAUGGACAUUGAUACCAGUGAGAAAUUCGCCUCAGGAUGAAUACCUCUGGUCUAUGGCUGUCUCAGAGGAUCAAGUAAUGCUUUCAACUAGGGAUGGAAAUAUCUAUCGAAUGGAAUUAAAGGAACCCGAAGCGCGAAAUCCUAAUGCCGUUGAGUGGGUUAAUACUGUUGCUAUUAUCGACUUUCAACAGCCUACUAUUUUGGCUUUGAAAUAA